CACAGCAGACGACAGAACACAUCGAGUAAGUAGGCCUAUAUUAUUGACAUCCAAGUCAGUGGUAAGAAUGGGGGAUAGCAGCUGUCUGUCCCAGUACUAUGAGGAGCAGGUGCGGCCUUGCAUUGACCUGGUGGACUCCCUGAGGUCUCUGGGAGUGGAGCAGGACCUGGCUCUGCCUGCCAUCGCUGUCAUAGGCGACCAGAGCUCAGGGAAGAGCUCAGUGCUGGAAGCCCUCUCUGGGGUGGCACUGCCCAGGGGCACAGGUAUUGUGACACGCUGUCCACUGGUGCUGGAGUUGAAGAGAGUUAGCCAUGGCACUGCUUGGUCUGGGCUGCUUUCAUACGAGGGACACUCAAAUCCAGUGGAACUCGGAAAACCAGAAGAGGUUGGAGAUGCAGUCAUAAGAGUCCAGAAUCAUCUUGCAGGUGAGGGGAGAGACAUCAGUGACAAGAGAAUCCACCUGGAGAUCAAUGCCACCAAUGUCCCUGAUCUGACUCUCAUUGAUCUGCCAGGCAUCGCUAGAGUCGCCACAGUUGACCAGUCUGAUGAUAUUGAAGAAAAGAUUAAGAAACUAAUAGAGAAAUACAUGAAAAAGCAAGAGACCAUCAACUUGGUUGUGAUACCUGCAAAUGUUGACAUCGCCACCACUGAGGCUCUCAGGAUGGCUAGGAAGGUGGAUCCUGAUGGACAAAGGACGCUGGGCAUCCUGACGAAACCCGACCUGGUGGACAGAGGUGGAGAGGAGGGCAUCGUGAACACCCUCAACAACCAGGUCAUCAGGCUGGAGAAAGGAUUCAUGAUGGUGAGAUGUCGUGGUCAGCAAGACAUCAAUGACGACAUGUCUCUGGAGAAAGCUCUUAAGAAAGAGAAGGAGUUCUUCUCAAAUCACAAGCACUUUCGCAUUUUCCUGGAUGAAAGGAAAGCCUCUAUCCCCUACCUGUCGGAGAGAUUAACCAAGGAACUGGUGUAUCACAUCAGCAGGUCCCUUCCACUGCUGGAGAAACAGGUAACCGACAAACUGGAGCAGACAUCUGCACAUCUGAGGAUGCUGGGAGAUGGAAUCCCUGAAGAUGAAGGUGGCAGAGUUAAAUUCCUCAUUCGGAAAAUUGACGAAUUUAACCAGGUUCUCACAGACGUGGUCAAAGCAGAGGAGGAUCUAGGAGAGUCCGACACCCGGGUUUUCACAAAAAUUCGGAACUUGUUUAGUGUUUGGAAGGCAGAACUUGAUGAAAAAGACAGACGACUAAGACAGAAAAUAGAUGCAACAGCCAUGAAAGAAUAUGCUAAAAGUCACAGAGGAAAAGAGCUGCCAGGCUUUCUCAACUACAGGAUAUUUGAAGACCUUGUCAAGGGGCAUGUGAAAGAAUUAGAGUUCCCAGCAUUAGGUCUUCUGCAGAGUUGUAAAGAUGUCAUUUACACCAAUGUGAAUGAGAUCACCAAGAGCUUCUUUGAGAUGUAUCCCUACCUGAUGAGGAAAGCCAAGCAAAACCUGGAGAGCCUGAGGGAUCAGGAAUACAAGAGGGCAGAGGAGAAACUGAAGUCACAGUUCGCCAUGGAGAGAAUGGUCUACUCUGAAGACGGCCUGUACAUUGAAAAGUUCUUAGCUGUCAAAUCAGAAAUGGAGUCGGACAGGAAACAUUCCGAUUUUGAUGGGACGACUCAACAUCUGAGAGCCUACCUUAAAAUAACUACAGAUCGUUUAGCCAAUCAGGUGCCCCUGAUCGUGCUUCAUCACAUGCUGGACCAGUACAUUGCGAAGAUGAAGGAGGCCAUGUUGGGCAUAAUACGCCACAAGGACUUUGAGAAGUUUACAGAGGAGAAGUCUGAAAUUGCCCAGCAGAGGAGCUACCUCCACAGCAGAAUGGAACGCCUUGAGAGGGCCAGAGAAGCUCUCAUCAAAUUUGUACCAGUUUAAAUAUGCAGUGGGUCUAAGAGGGUAUAUCUUGUCCCAUAUCUCUCUCUCUCUCUGUCCCUCUCUCUGUACCUGUCUCUCUCUCUCGUUCUUGACAUUCUGUAAUCAAGAAAUGCAAAGCAGUUCAUAUUUUGAAAGAUGUUCAGUACAAUGCAAAUGCUUACUAGCAUGUUUCUGGACUGCAUAUGCUUAUACAU
Molecule: messenger RNA, 2109 nt
Organism: Engraulis encrasicolus (European anchovy)
Lineage: Eukaryota; Metazoa; Chordata; Actinopteri; Clupeiformes; Engraulidae
Product: interferon-induced GTP-binding protein Mx-like
Exons: 12
Coding region: 68-1915 (615 amino acids)
Biological process (GO): defense response to virus
Cellular component (GO): microtubule; nucleus; cytoplasm
Molecular function (GO): GTPase activity; GTP binding; microtubule binding
Source: RefSeq, a predicted model, not a curated record